AUGUCAUCUCCUCCUACGUUCCUAGGAUCCUUGCCAACGCGCCGAAAGCCCAUGUCGAAAGCCCCACCAGGAUUCCUGGUGCCGCCGAAGCCCCAUGUGAUUCCGAUCUCCCGCAUGACAGUCCGCGAACUGCGAGACCAGCAUGCUCGCAACGCCAGAACACUCGCCGGACCGACAGCUUCGACGUCCUCCUAUUCGCAGCGGAUCGUGGCCGAGCAGGCUGAGAUCGAGUCGCGCUUGGUUGAUCUGGUGGGAUUGAAGUCCAUCCAGAAUAAAUUGGAGGAGACUAAGAUCCAUGACCAUAAUGACGAAGCUAUGAAUACUGACCCAACGCCGCAAGAGCCACAAUAUCGUGCUAUUGGUGCGAAGCAGAGAGCCCUUGAGAAGUUUGCAGCAAAGGCUUCAAGAGAUUACAACGGGGGUGGUUUAUCUUUUGAAGAGGCAACCAGGUUAGAGCAAGAAGCUCAUGCCGCCGAUCGCAGGCGGCAAGAAGAAAUUGCGGAGCGGAGACGUAGGCGUGGUCUCUCCCUAGAUGAUGAAGUCCUCACAAGACAAGAGAAAGAGGCCCGGAUGUGGGCAUUCAUGAACUACAAACCUACAGAUUCUGACCUGGAAGAUGAGGAUGACGAAGGCGAAGAGGGUAAAAAUCCUUCGACAUGGUUCGACGAUGACCAAGAUGACGGACGAAAGGGGCAAGAUAUCGUCUAUCCAGACUAUCAUGACGAUCUUUCAAACAUCAUAAGAAUUGAUGAGAGCAGAAUACCGUAUUCGAUCCCGCGAGAGGAAUGA
Molecule: messenger RNA, 789 nt
Organism: Laetiporus sulphureus 93-53
Lineage: Eukaryota; Fungi; Basidiomycota; Agaricomycetes; Polyporales; Laetiporaceae
Exons: 4
Coding region: 1-789 (262 amino acids)
Source: RefSeq, a predicted model, not a curated record